Mycena citricolor is the source of this 904-nucleotide messenger RNA. The record is from the annotation of a GenBank genome assembly. NCBI's taxonomy places the organism in Eukaryota, Fungi, Basidiomycota, Agaricomycetes, Agaricales, Mycenaceae.
GGCCGGAGAAUCCAAGGACACCAUUACCAGGACCAGCAGCUGCUUCGCGGAGGGAUUGCAAUUCAAUAUGUACUUCUCCUCGUCCGUGACGACAUCAGGCGCAUAGUGGAUGGUCCACUGCGCAGAACAUGAGCGAACUGCAGACCCCGGGCUGAGCAGCAGGCUCGCGGCUCACGAGCAUGUCGGAAAGGGCUACCGCCGCAGCCGCCAUCGGCUGCGCGGUCUGGUCGGUCGACACAUACACCGCCUGCGGGGCGUUCUUCGAGUCUCUGGCCCCGCGUGGCGCGACGAGGACGCGGCCAAACUUGGUGUAGUUACCGUUCCCGAUAGUUUCCGUCCCGGAGACUCCGGCGGAGAAUAUCACGGCAUUGAAGAACGGAAACAGGUCCAGGCCGUGAGCGGUGGGAGCCGAGGCCGACAGAAGAGUGAUAGUGAAGAAGAGGCUGAGGAUGGAGCGCAUGUCAGACCGAUGUAGCCCUCAGAGCCGUUCCACGAUGGUUCUUAUACGGCAUGGGUUGCGAUUACAAUCUCGAACGCGGGUAGGUGGUUUCCUGCGCCAGAGAACAGAUUACUGUAGAAGGGUCAGACCCCCCAGUUGCUCGCCUCUGCUCUCUGGCGAAACUUCAUCAUCUCGACGGGAGCAGCCAGGGCAGGCAAUCCACAGCUGAAAAGAACAAUACCGCUCAUGUUUGAAGCUAGUCCGCAGUCCUGCAUAUGGGCUGCACCGAGCUCCGUCCCGCGGAUAUGAGGAUGCAGUGUCCAUUGUGAGGGACGAUUUGGAGGUGUGAGGAAUUUCGCUCGGUGAGGAUCCUGUCACAGAAUACUGCGCCACAUAUAGCCUUGAAUGUACCUGCCGACAAGCAAGCGACUGAAUUCCGUGUGGUGGAGGAUGGAAACACCGCGA